Ruditapes philippinarum (Manila clam) is the source of this 517-nucleotide messenger RNA. RefSeq lists its product as uncharacterized. Bases 67 to 501 code for a protein of 144 amino acids. The transcript has 3 exons. The record is from RefSeq and is a predicted model, not a curated record. Lineage: Eukaryota; Metazoa; Mollusca; Bivalvia; Venerida; Veneridae.
UUGACCUUUUCUUUAAUAAAAGACCACAGUGACUUAGACAAUUAGUUAAAACUUUGAUACAGAAAGAUGAAAGAAGUUUUAUUAGUCAUACUUGCUAUCGUCUGUUCAGUAGCUAAUGCUGUGUCAGAUAAUGAAGAUGAUAUGCCAAAAAGACUUAGCGCCACUGAAAGUCUUGUUCAGGAACUUCUUCAUGAAGUGAACCUCUUGAAAUCUCAAGAUAAGCAUCGGCAAAAGAAAGUGCUUUACUUAGAGAAAGAACUACGUUUACAGCGCCAAAGGAGCUCUAACUUGGAAAAGAUUGUUAAGAAGAUAACAGUAUGUGAAAGAGAGCAAGUCAAAACUGACGAGAAAGCUGCAACUAAUAAGGAACAAGUUUCAGAUGCUUCAACAAACCGCAUACGCAGACAUCAGCAAAAUCCCCCGUUGCAUUCUUUGCAAAGAGAAAUGCCCAUCUUCAACAUGCCAGUGCCCACCAAACCGUUAUCUUUGACGCCAUCGUAACUAAUUUGGGAAAUUC